AUGGCUGGAAAUGCUGGUCAUUCGGUCAGUGAUGCUGCUCUUCGGCCAUUGAUUACUGGUUUAUCACCCAAAGAAGGAGUUCCGGGGACGCAGAUUAAGAUUCGUGGCGAAAAUCUUGGAAGGAAUCAAUCGGAUCUGGUUGCUUUAUCUAUUUGUGGAACUGACUGCUUAAUGUCGGCAAAAUGGAAAUCACCUUCUCUGAUUGUAGCACGUAUUGGGCAAGCGAAACGUGGUGUCGGCGAAGUAGUCCUUCUGACAAAAUCAAUGGGAAAAAGCACUUCAAAUGUCACAUUUCGUGUUUUUAUCGUGCAAGUUGGUCCAUUAGAGGAAAGUGCUGUUUGGGUGGAUGAAACAAGGACAGUUCCUGGACGUGAAGCUGUCCGUAAUGUUCCCGAAACAGCAGUUGCUUUGGAUGCGUUAGGAUUGACGAUUGAGCCACACAAAAAAAUGGAUCAAACGUCCCUGAUGCAAAUGUUUCCGGAAGGUUCAGGCAAUCUUCGAAUGGAAAAUUUCAACCCAGCUUGGUACUUGCUUGAAAAUCAUCGUGAAACAAAACUUUCUGAUCUCAGAAGAGGGUUGACAUAUUUAACACAGAGCACUAAAGAAGGCGAAAAAAGUAGCUCUGAUUUACAUCGUGCAAAUCUAUACUCACUGAUUAACUGCGUUGAUACACUGGCAGCACUUCAUGAUAAAAUGCAGCUAGAAAAGAAUGCUCGUGGUUGGCCGUUCACAAAAAAUAUUUCUGACAAGCUGGCUGGAUCGCACACAGCAGCAAAUGCAGUAUUCUAUGAGGUUUUAACACGGAAGGAUCGAGCUGAUGCCACACGAAAUGCCUUAUCAGUGCUUACUCGUUUUCGAUUUAUUUUCUUUCUUUCCAGUGCUAUCGAUCAAAAUUUAGCAAAGGGCGAAUAUUCAACGAUUCUGAAUGAUUAUACUCGCGCAAAGUCACUUUUCAAGGAUACUGAAGUGUCGUUAUUUAAGGAGGUAAUGGCUGAGUUGGAUCAGAAAAUGGAAAUAUUUAAGAGAAAUAUGAAACAGCGUCUGAUUGAUAUGCCUACUUCAUUUGAGGAUCAAAGCAAACUAAUUAAAUAUCUGAAAGUCCUUGAACCGAAUUCAGAUCCAGCAUGGGACUGCAUCACAGCAUAUCAUUGUUGGUUGGAAGAUCUUUUGUGGCAAACGCAAAAAAAGCAUUUGAAAUUAGAAUUUGUAGUACCGUUUAGUAUCCUAACAUCUUCAUUAUGCUUCAUUUUCAACUUUAUACCGUUCAUUCCUUCCAAAAUUAUUGUUGGUGUAAUAGUUGAAGAAAACUCGCAUAAUCUUCACGAUUUCGUUCAAGAAAUGGUAGACCUAAUUACCGACAAAUUACAAAUUUUCUGGAAACUUUCUCAGAUAUAUUCCUCAUCCGUUACAAAUCUGACAUCGGUGGAUCGUUUAUGUGAUAUUAAUCAAAUGCUCAUAAACACAAUCAAUGUUUCAUCAUGGCUAAUAUUGAAUGCAUUGGUACCUGAUGCCUUACCCGAAUCAGUUUUGCGGAAAUACAGGGAACAGUUUGCGAAAUGGCCAUCUAUUACUUCAUCUCCUCUCACGCAGCAGUUAUUUUCAUCACUAAAAAUUUUAAGGUCAUGCGUAAGUUUUAUGCUGGAUUGCAAUUUUACUUCGGAGCAACUGCAGCCAUUAUUGGAGCUAUGUGUUACCAUUCGAUUAAAAUGCUUAUCAAAAGUAAUUGAGAGAGUUACACAGGGAGUAAUUAGCCUAGAAAAUGGAGAAAUCUGGAAACUAGAACAUACGGGUUUGUCGAAAACUAUUUUACCGGAUCUGUAUGAAACCGAGGUAAAUGAUAGCAUGGGACAAAUUCGACAAAUACUUUCAUCUUCAAAUUAUACGGGUGAAUUGGAUUUGUUUAGUAGGGAACGAUUUCGUUUGAUGUUGGUUGAUUUAUUUACGAUGAUUCUCACAUCAAUUCGUGAUUGUAUAGAGAAUGGCCUACAGCUGAGAGGCAUGAAACGUCCAUCGGCUUUAUUCAGUGAAGGAGCAGCUAGUAGCCGGAAGUUGCUCAUUGCCAUAUGUAACAUUGAAUAUGUGAUUGGUAAUUCUUUGCCCGCAUUGUGCCGUCGCUUAGCUGAGAAUGGUGUCAAAUAUGGUGACGUCAUAUUUGAAAAAAGCAAGGGAGAGCUGUUGGUGUUUCGGCAGAACUUAAUGAAGUAUUAUUUGCAAAUAAAAUGCGCUACGUUUAGUUCCAUGUUUGGAUCGGCUAAUUAUGAUAAUCUACCGAACGAAGAGGCAUCAGAUUACAUCAAAGAACUGAUCAUGUAUCUAAUAUUCAUUCAGUCGGAAAUAUAUUUACUUGCUCCACACCUCAUGCGCGAGAUUCUUAGUCCAAUAAUACAAAACGCAUUUGAUCAACUAAUUGAUCGACUCGACCAUUUACAAAAUAUGUCAUUGGAGCAAACCACUCAAGUUGUCGUAGAUGUUACAGCGUUAGAAGAAAGUAUACAAAAUUUCUUGGCAUUGGAAACAAGGACUGUUGUGAAUUCCUUCCGAGCCAAGCUUGUCGGCAGUUUGGAUCAGUCGCUUUUCCAGCGAUGUCUUCGUAAUUUUCGCGCUGCAAUGCGAAUGGCAAUUGUAAGUUUGAACUGCCAUCAGACAGAUGCAAAUGAUUCAUCUGAUAUAUAA
Acanthocheilonema viteae is the source of this 2673-nucleotide messenger RNA. The record is from the annotation of a GenBank genome assembly. NCBI's taxonomy places the organism in Eukaryota, Metazoa, Nematoda, Chromadorea, Rhabditida, Onchocercidae.